AUGAAUUAAAGUUAUUUACUCUAAUUAUUUACCCAACCUAUAGCUGAAGGAUUGUCCAUUGUGGAAUUAGAUCAAUUUUUAGAUUAUAUUGCAAAAGUUAAUUCAAACCAAGAAAAUUAAUAAUCUGUAGAUUUAUACAUGGAGAACAAUUUCUCAUUAAAAUUAAUUAUGAUCAUGAGAACAAUUUACCAUUUUGAUUCAAUUAUGCAAAUGAAUCCUCAGAAAUACAACUCUUAAAGGUUUAAAUCAUUAGUUAUCUUUGCUACUUAGCAACUAAGAAAACUAUCAUAAAUCACAUCAGAACAAGAUUAAUAAAUUAUAUUUUCUUUAUCUAUUCAUUUAGGUAUUAAAUAUUUCAAAUCUCAUAAUAAACUUAUAUCCCAUCUAAUUGGAAUAGUAUUUGAGGCAUUCUAAGAGAAAAAUGAGUUAUUUGAUUAUUUAUUACAAUAAAUGUCGUAAUCCUUAGCUAGUAGCCACUAAUAAAUGUCAAUUUCUAUUAUAUCAAUAUUAUUUAUAUUGGAUUAAUUGUUGAGAUUUCUAUUUGACAUUAGAACAUUGGAUUAAUAACUUUAAAUGAUUAUUGAACAAAUAUUUCAAUAAUUGUAAUAUAUUGAUUAUGCAAAUAUUGAUAUUUAGGUUGGAAAAACUUUAAGUAGCAUCAUAGUUAUAUGCAUUCAAAAAUACAAUUGUUAUUAACAAGAAAAAUUGUUAAUAUUAUCCUAAGAUCAACAUUUAUUAAAAUUCAUAUAGAUGUAUUUAUUAUAAGACUAAAUAAUAACCUCAAACUUAGUCAAAUCUUUAAGCAUACUCAUCAAAAAUUAAUAAUAAGUUCAAGCUUAACUAAAAUUUGAUUAGCAGUAAAUCCCAUAUUUAGGAUAAUUGACAAAUUAAGUAUUACCUCUUCUUAUAUAAUCAUUUUUGGAAAAAAAAUUUGAACACUCAACAUCUUUAUCAGUUUUAUAAUUUGUAAACGAAUGUUUAAGUUACUCCUUUUCAUACGAUUUUUUUUUAAAUAAUUAACAACAAUUUUUAUUUAAUGUCAUUUUUGAUAACCUAAUCUUUGAUAAUAAUGAUCAUGAAAAUUUUAAUGAAAAUUCUACAAAUUUUUAUGAGGAUAUCUAAGCUAUAAUAAAUUUUGAUGUAAAUAUUAUUUAAUUAUUUAGAAUGACACAAUUAAAAGUUUAAUAGCAUAAAUUUUGGAUAAACUUUCUAAAAAUAUUGAUGGAUUUUUAAAAAAUUAUUAUGAUUUGGCAAAUGAACUGUUGCUGUUUCAUUUUGAAGUGAUUCAAGAAACUACAUUAUGCAAUAAAUUAUAACAAGAAAUUAUUUAAUGUAAUUUUUUUACUUGUUCUUCAAAAAUAAGAUAUAAUGCAAUAAUGUUAUCUUUUUGUAUAUUAAAUAAAUAACUUACAUCAAGAAAAGAUGUUAGAUAAAGCAUUGAAUAUUUUUUGAAACAGAACCUAAAGUAUAUGAAAAAAAAAGCUGAUUCUCUUGGAAAAUGUUUAGGAAUGGAAUUCAUUAAAUUAGUCUUACCUUUAAUAUUCUCUAGUUCUGAUAGAUCUUUUACAAAAUGUAUAAAAUUCUGUUUCGGAAUUUUAAAUUAAACAAAGCAAAAAAGAGGAGUAAAGUUUUUUGCAGUCAAAUGUUUAAUUCAUCUCAUAUAGAAUUAGGAUAUUUAACUCAAAAUGGAAGACUCACUAGCAUUUUAACAUCAUGAAUUUUGUGUUUUAUUAUCAUUAUGCGAUCUUGAUAUAUAUUAUGAAUUUGCAUCAAUUGUAGUCUAGAAUUGUAAUGUAAUCAUAGAUACUUAUCUUGAUGAUAUAAUGAAAGCGAUUGCCAAAAGAAUUGAUUUAGGGUGUAAAAAAAUCAAUUUGAAUCAGACAUAAUAUAUUAAUCACACAUCAAUCGUUUUUAGUUGUAUAAAGAUUAUUGAUACUAUUUUAUCCUAAUCAUAUACACAAAAAUAUAUAGUAAUUAUUACAUAAAAAAAUUUAGGCCUAAAUAGAACCCACAUUGAUUUAAAUAUUAAAUUAAUUAUUACAACCAGAGAAUUUGUUAUUUGUAGAUGAGAUCUUUGAUGCUGGCGCUAAAUUCAUUGCCUAUACAAAGGGGUUGACAGAAAUAAUACAUAUAAUUUUUGAUAGUUUACCUUCUAUUAUGGAAAAGGAAGGUAAAUUAACAAUUGAGAGCGUUUUUAGACUAUUUUUGUAAAGCACAAUCCAUGCUUCUGAGGUGAUAAAAUCAAAAUCUUAAUGGAUAUCAAUUGUAUAUAAAAUAAUUAAAAUCCUAGAUGUUAAAAUUUGUUUAUUCGGAGCUUUAAAAAAAUUAUUCAAUUGAAGAUAAUAUCAGAAUUUCAAUAUUGAUUUAAAUAUUCUAUCAGUACUAUAAUUUAGAUGAAUGCUGUUUAUUGUUGACAGAAUAAUUUUAUAAAAUUCUUUCGCUAUAAUUGUAAUAGAAAGAAAUAUUACCAAAAACUUUUAUUUCGAUAUUUAUGCCAGUUAUCAUGGAUAAUUCUAAAUUAUUAAAUGUACAUUUAAGAUAGAUCAUUAUUAAUACAAGUGGUUAUUUAAACUUGACUUUUGGAAGAGCCUUAACAGUUUACAAUUAUAAGUUUUAUUUUAUUAUCAUUCACUUCCUAAUUUUAAACUCUAACAUUCUAUAUGAAGAAUAACAUAGACAUUAGAUAAUUGAAUAAUUGUUCAAUAAUUUUCUUAAUAAAUAUGCUGCAUAUAUUGAGAAAAUAUCUUUUCAUUAAAAAAUUGGUAACCCAAACUUCUCAUAGCAGGUAACAUUUAUUCUGAAUAAUAGAUGGAAAAAUCAAUUCCAAGUUUUGAUCUAGAAUAUUAAGACAAUCAACUAGAAUUACAUUUGAAAGAGAUGUCAAACUAUAAGAAAGAGAAUUAGAUUGAAAAACCAAACAUUAUGGAUCUUGAGUCUACUUACAUAAUGUCAUAAAAUUAAUAAACUUAGAUAGUUUAAAACAUUUUACAAUAUCUAAAAAUUAACUAUCCUGCAAUAUUAUCCUAGCUUACAUCAGCAGAUCAAUUUCUUUUAAAUUCAAUAUUAUAAAUUAAAGAAGUUGAUGCAUAGAAUUAGUUGGGCGUUAGAUAAAUCAUGAAUGUGAAAAAGCUACAGAGAAAGACUUAAAAUUAAAAAUAGUACAAUGUUAUGUGA
This is a messenger RNA of Paramecium pentaurelia, 3174 nucleotides long. Lineage: Eukaryota; Ciliophora; Oligohymenophorea; Peniculida; Parameciidae. The record is from the annotation of a GenBank genome assembly.